CAAAAAUUAAACGUUCCGCCGUUGACGGAACAACGUUGAUACGGGGCAGAUAACGCUAGUCCUAACUAGGAAAUAAGCUAACAAUUAGAUAAGCGUUAGCCUGGCAAUCAUCGCGAUCUUUUGGCGCGGAGGAGCGAACGAUGCGAUCAGAGAGUCAACGGAAAACGGAAAAGGGAUGCAAUAGAUAUUCUAUAUAUUAGCCAUUCCAUUCCUACGUACAUGCAUGGCUCCUCGCGCGCCGAUGAAUAACCCAUAGAGUUCGGUGCUGACCAUCUCUCAAUUCCCAACAUGCGUGAUUUCAUGGACUACAUCCAGCUUGCAUUCUACGAUGCUUCCAAGUGGAACCGCGACAAUUCCUACUCACAGCUAACAACUACGGCGAAUGCGCUCCUCGAUUUCUCUACGCCUGAACGGCUGAAGGUGAAUCUAUCUUCACUUUCAACCCCCCACUUCGCGACGACGUAUACCCUCGGCACGGUGGGAUUAAUAGAUGGCUCUAUAUCCUAUUUAUUCACUACAAUUCCACUUCACGAUACCCCCAGCCGAAGCACUUUAAUACCGCUCCGCAAACUUGUCCCAGGUUACCGACAGAUCUACCCCCCUUCUCUUCCCCCUGCGUUCCCGGCAGCAGAUGGGCGAGACGGAGAUCUAGCUAUCGGAGGCACCGAGGGGGACCUGAAGAAAAAAGCCACGUUACUACAUGCGACACUGCAUCUCCCGCCUCCGACUACGCUCACAGGAUCAUUCCUCCGCCGUUUAUCGCCUACUACCCAACUCUCUCUUGCGUUUUGUUCAAGCCGGGCUCCCGCAUCCAAGUCCGCACCCCAGGCAACGUUAGUUACUCAGAUAUUAUAUGAUACUGGAAAAUACAACUCAGAAUUUCUGUUCAGUACGGACAAUGCACUAUUUGGGUUCAAGGGGCUUUGGAACUUCGGGCCGGAUCCGAGGAAGCAGAACCAGAACGGAGGAGACCCCGCACGGGAGCCAUGCCGGUCUUUACUCUCUCUCCUUUCAGCGGGCGGGGAGGUAUAUUAUUCUCCCGUUUCUUCCGUCGUAGGUCUAUCUACCGGUCUGCGAUUUACUACUUUACCCGCCGCCACCGAAAACCCACAUUCCACAUUCCCUUACACUCUAACAUUGACAUUAACACCCCUAACCGGCUCCAUGUCAACAACAUAUUCACUCCUCGCCUCCCCAAAUCUCGCAUUCAGCUCCCGCUUCGGCUUCAACGUCUAUAGCUGGGAGAGCGAGAUGGUAGCCGGCUGCGAAUUAUGGCGCCGGAGCAAAAAGCUACACACGUUGCAGAGAAACUCUUCUCCGCUUUUUGCUGUAGAUGAUUUGACCUGGGCGAGACGCAAGAUGGGCUUACAGGACGCUGCAGUCUCCGUACAUCCCGAGCGUGAUGGUCUUCCAGGCAUCCAGCGCGACGACCACGACAUGCACCAUCAUCCCCAGCGUCCCCACGCUUCCGAUUCGGUAAUUAAGGUCCGGGUCGACCAGUCCUGGAAUAUCCGUGCAUUGUGGGAAGGCCGGGUUAAGGAGCUCGUUGUGAGUGCUGGUAUUGCGCUGGGACCGAAGUCGCGGUCGUCGCUGUCAUAUGCGUCUUCACUUGCUGCGAGCGGGCCCGGUGCUGCUGGUGGGCUGAGCUCGUAUGGAUGGAAGAGUGUUGGUGUGUCAGUGUUAUACUCGUCGUGAAUGAUGGGGAGAUAUGUAGUGCUGUCACACGUGGCUUUUUUGACGGCCUAUUGGGUAGGUGUUUAAUUGGCCCCAGGGUGUGGUCAUGCCAGGGUUCAUUUCAGAUGUCUCAGCAUUGUGGGUUUUGGCUGCUCUUUUUUGUAUAUAAUUGCUAUAUAUCCCAUGUAUUUCACAUAAUUUUGGCGCCUCGAGAAAAUGAGCCACAUUGGAAGAUACCUUUCUCUGAUUAACAAAUCCACGAGCCACCACCAGCUUUCGCAAGCAUGUUGCGUUUGCCACUCUUAUACAGAUGACAUCUUGAUUCGAAGCUAUAGGCAAAAUGGACUUGGCAGGGCGUGUGAGUGGGGAGAUCCCCUUCCUUGUAUCAAUUCUCCCUCACUGAGCUGUUUGACAUCCUGGUGUUAAGAUGCUUAGAAGUGGAACGAAUAUGAAGAUGAUAUUCCAUUAUUCCAGAUAUCUGCAAAGGUGGUAUAUUUUCUACCGCGGAUUGUACAUGUACUGUAUCUAGGUAUCUAGGUAUGAGUCGGCUGCAAUUGCGGCUCCCUGCGCGGCUGCAUCGUCUUCUCCUUCUAUUUUGGUACCAAGAGUUCAAUCGGUUUCUCUCGUCAGUAUGACGUUUUGAGUUUAGCAUCUCACUGGCUAACUCUCCGCACAGCUUAUGAACGCUAGGAUGAAUGAGGCGCUAAUAAAAUUGCCUUUAGCCAGGGUCUGUGCAAGGUCAGUUGAUAUUUUCAAUCCUUUUGAUUAAACCUGGUUGUCUGAAUGACAGUAAUUGACAGCAUUGACAGGCCCCAGCGACAUGCCCUGGUAGUGUGCAGCUAAGCUAGGUUUAGCGGCUUGGUAGUAUUUAGCUAUUUAUUAUUGAGCAGCGGUUGAAGCAAGCAACUCUAGGGCUCCCCUUCGGCUUGAACUGGCCAAAUAGUGGGGAAUUCUUGCGGUUUCCCACGCUCGAUAAGGAGGAGGAGCCUUGCUCCCUGGGAUUUGCGAUUUGGUGGAGCAGAAGUGGUAGCACCCGUUAAUAUCACACCACUAAUAAUAACAAUCAGUCAAACUCGGGAUUAUUUAAAGAACAGGAAGGGGUUUUCAAUUUUCAGAUCCUUCAUACAUUUCUCCAUCGUAGACCGCCCGACCAGCAGAGAUUUAUAUGGUAAAAUAUGUAUCUGCAUCACUCACACAUGGGGUCAACCAGACCGGUUAUUUAGACCAUGUUCAACGUCAAGCGGCUCCCGAGGGCGCGAGAAAGGGCGAAAAAUUGCAGACAGACAGACACAAAAAUACGAGCGGUCAUAUUAAAUAAAAAAUAAAUUCACUACCGCCAUU
Blastomyces dermatitidis ER-3 is the source of this 3015-nucleotide messenger RNA. Its product is annotated as mitochondrial distribution and morphology protein 10. Gene Ontology annotation, biological process: phospholipid transport; protein insertion into mitochondrial outer membrane; mitochondrial outer membrane translocase complex assembly. The coding region runs from base 289 to 1695 and encodes 468 amino acids. The record is from RefSeq and is a predicted model, not a curated record. Lineage: Eukaryota; Fungi; Ascomycota; Eurotiomycetes; Onygenales; Ajellomycetaceae. The transcript is spliced from 2 exons. Gene Ontology annotation, cellular component: SAM complex; ERMES complex.